UCUUCAACUUCUUCCUCUUUCCACCCCUUUCUCGCUCUCUGUACCUUACCUGGUCUCGGCGUCCGACCCUGCUUGGACCAGGUCCUCUCCUUCUCUCUCUCUCCCCCUCUCUCACAACUCUCAAUUUCAGCUCGACACCUUCCGGAGUCGGAGAGGAAACUAAGGUACAGAGAAGCUCCAUAAAAGCCAUGGCUCAGCCCACCAACACGGCGGAUCUGAAUCAGCACCAGCAUCAGCAGCAGUGGACGACGCAGCAGCCGCAUCACUAUCAGCAGCAGUGGAUGUCUAUGCAGUACCCUGCUGCCGCCAUGGCCAUGAUGCAGCAGCAGAUGAUGAUGUAUCCACAACAUUACAUGCCUUACGUCCACCAUUAUAUGCCUCCUCACCAGCAGCAGCUCAAGCCGCAGCCAUACCAGCAGCAGCAGCAGCAGAAGCAAGGGUCGUCCGAUGAGAUCAGGACUAUAUGGCUUGGUGACCUUCAUCACUGGAUGGAUGAGAACUACCUCCAUAACUGUUUUGCUUAUACAGGCGAGGUUGUAUCAGCCAAGGUUAUACGAAAUAAGCAAACUGGCCAGUCAGAGGGGUAUGGAUUUGUUGAGUUCUAUUCGCGUGCAACCGCUGAGAAAGUUUUGAACAGCUCCAGUGGUACUAUGAUGCCAAAUACCGAUCAGCCCUUUCGUCUAAAUUGGGCUACUUUCAGCGCGGGUGAUAGGAGAUCUGAAGCUACGUCUGAUCUGUCUAUAUUUGUUGGGGACCUGGCUGUAGAUGUUACUGAUGCUAUGCUGCAUGAAACCUUCGCUGGCAGAUAUACAUCUGUAAAGGGAGCCAAAGUGGUCAUUGAUUCAAAUACUGGCCGUUCAAAAGGUUACGGUUUUGUAAGGUUCGGUGAUGAAGCUGAGAGGUCCAGGGCCAUGACUGAAAUGAAUGGAUGCUAUUGUUCUAAUCGGCCUAUGCGUAUAGGUGUUGCAACGCCAAAGAAGUCCCAUGGGUAUCAACAACAAUAUUCUUCCCAAGCUGUAGUAUUAGCUAAUGGACAUUCAUCUAAUGGAGCUACUACACAAGGUUCCCAGCCUGAAGGGGACUCAAAUAACACAACUAUUUUUGUUGGGGGUCUUGAUUCUGAUGUUAGAGAUGACGAUCUUAGACAACCAUUUUUGCAAUUUGGUGAGGUUGUCUCGGUCAAAAUACCUGUGGGUAAAGGUUGUGGUUUUGUUCAAUUUUCUGACAGAAAGAAUGCUGAGGAAGCGCUUCAAGCAUUGAACGGGACUGUGAUUGGGAAGCAGACCGUACGUCUUUCUUGGGGCCGUAGUCCUGGAAAUAAGCAUUGGAGGACAGAUUCCAAUGGAGGACACUAUGGAAGCCAGGGGUUUGCCAUGAGACAAAACCAGGAAAUCAGUAUGAACGGUGCUGCUGCAUUUCAAGGGGCAUCCUGAUAGGGGGGGCACAACUGCAAACCAAUCCCAUCAAACUCAAAAACCAGAAAAAAAAAAAAAAGACAAUAUAUUUAUUGCUCUCCAAGCAAAUUUGUAGCUUGGUGAGUUUUAUAUUUGGGCUGUAUUGCUAUGUGAGGUUCUUUAGACUGUACUAUUAUCUUUAAAAUUUUGGAGUGUGCCUGACACAUUAUAUGGCGAGGAGAUCAUUUCUUCUUGACCCUUAAAUAUAUCUGAGGAGAUUGGAACAUA
Messenger RNA from Neltuma alba, 1682 nucleotides. RefSeq names its product polyadenylate-binding protein RBP47. The record is from RefSeq and is a predicted model, not a curated record. The transcript is spliced from 6 exons. Gene Ontology annotation, cellular component: cytosol. Gene Ontology annotation, molecular function: mRNA binding. NCBI's taxonomy places the organism in Eukaryota, Viridiplantae, Streptophyta, Magnoliopsida, Fabales, Fabaceae. Bases 189 to 1433 code for a protein of 414 amino acids.